Messenger RNA from Esox lucius (northern pike), 768 nucleotides. RefSeq names its product caveolin-2-like. The transcript has 4 exons. The record is from RefSeq and is a predicted model, not a curated record. NCBI's taxonomy places the organism in Eukaryota, Metazoa, Chordata, Actinopteri, Esociformes, Esocidae. Bases 1 to 633 code for a protein of 210 amino acids. Gene Ontology annotation, cellular component: caveola. Gene Ontology annotation, biological process: caveola assembly. Gene Ontology annotation, molecular function: molecular adaptor activity.
AUGGCCUUCAUCAAUGUCUUCGGCAAGCCCAGUGAGGGUGCACGGGACCGUAUUCCAGCUGAAACCAGGCUAGAUCUGGAGGGCACAGAGGAGCAAGAGGAGACCCUUCUGUGGGUCCCGCCACUGGGGAUCCAUCCAGACAGGCACAAAGCAAAGGGACUACUGCAGGAAGUGGUGGAGGUAGAGGAAUUAGCCCAGGAGGGGGACUCUGGCUCUUUCUCCGUCUCCACUCACAGAGAUGCCCAGCCUUUGCUGAAGGACAGGGACCCAAGGGGAAUCAACAAGUGUCUAAAGGUAAUGUUUGAAGACAUGAUUGCAGAGCCCCGCUCAGUACGGAGCUUUGAUAAGGUGUGGUUGUGGAGCCAUGCCCUGUUUGAAGUGUCCCGUCUCUGGUGCUACCGGCUCAUAUCUGUCCUCUUUGCUGUGCCCGUUUCUCUGUUGGCAGGGAUCUUCUUUGCUGUCCUCAGCUGCAUACAUAUUUGGCUGAUCAUGCCCUGUUUGCAGCUUUUCCUGAUCAACAUGCACUGGGUUCUGACUGCCUGGGGCAGUGUUUUAAACAUUGUUUUUGCCCCCCUUUGUAAGAGUAUUUCGAAGUGCUGUGGUAACAUCAAUGUCCUACUGACCAAGGACUGAGAGAUGGAUGUUUGGUUCUGUCACUAUGAGAGUGUGGAUGGAGUGGACUGGAUUGGGUGUAAGCUCCCCAAAUAGAAACUGGUUCUUUGCAGUCAUGUCAAGAAACUAUGAAGUCUGUCAUCUUUAAUGAACUAA